Symbiodinium necroappetens is the source of this 2361-nucleotide messenger RNA. The record is from the annotation of a GenBank genome assembly. NCBI's taxonomy places the organism in Eukaryota, Dinophyceae, Suessiales, Symbiodiniaceae.
AUGCUUGGAUCCUUCCAAGCCUGGCAUGCAGAGAUUCUGGCCUGGGAGCCGGCGAUCAUGGUACCCGGCCGGCCGGCCGGAGUUUGGUGUCACGACUCGUGGUUUGUUGCCUAUCACCGGGAGUUGGCUGAUGCCCUUCUGCCACUGGACACAUCCUUGGACGAUGUGAAUGGAUGCUGGUGGGAUUCGUCCUUCUACGUCCAAUACGUGUCUCAGCUCCACUUGCAAGGCCAUAUCCUCCUGUCAGACAAGCUGGUUGUUCGGGGUCUGUUCGAGGGCACAUACCCACGACAUGGUUGUCACGGUUAUGGACCGAGAAUGUGGGAGGUGGUCAAAAGCCGCCACAAGGAUUUGGAGCCAGCGUUAGACUGCCUCGUGAACAGUUUCGCGCGGGUUGGCUCAUGGUAUCGGGAAUGGGGCGUGGCUCGCAAGCGCCAGGGGAGAGGCUACGAUCUUCAAACGGACUCAGCAAACCGGUUUCAGUUAGUCACCUGUGGAGCCCUUCGGACCGAGGAGGACUUGGCAGCUGCGCUGGCCUUGUCCAUGGAGCCCUUGCCCAAUCAGGCCAACCAGCAGGUUAGUCCGGCUGAUGCUGCGGUCGCGACCCUGCAGGCGAACACUGUGAAGAACCCAGCUGAGGAGAAGUUUCGGAAGGUGAAACUCGUGAACCCAAAGAUCAGUAAGGCCUUGAGCUGUCCCGGUGCUGAAGAUCUCCUCCUCGCCGCCGGAUUCCUGAAGACCGCAGAGCAUUUGGAGGUCCCUGCAGAGAGGCCGGCGGAGCAGGUGAAGGCCUCCGCCGAGGAGGUCCUCGAGGCCUUGGCCGCGCUCCGCGACUUUCUGCUCUCCGCGGAGUUUCGGGCAGAAGGCGAGGUUCGGUGCGUGGCUGCGCUGGAAGGCGGCUCAGUGGCCUUCGCUGGAAUGGAUAACCUGGUUCACCUUUGGGAUGCAGCCAAUGGAGUGAGAGUGCUGUCGGGGCACCAGCGCAGAGCUGGAGUUGACGGCGUGCUUGCUCUCUGCCGCGGCGACGACUCUGUGGACCUGGUCUCGGCGGGCCGCGAUGGCUCCAUCAUCCUCUGGAGAAACGGAGAAGCCGUGGAAACCCUCAAAGGUCACGGGGAGAACAUCCAGGGCACGAAUGUCCAUGUUGUGUCUGCGCUUGGUCGCACUUCGGACGGCCGUCUGAUAUCAGGUGGCUGGGAUAAGACGGUGCGAGUAUGGAAGAAAGACCAGCUGCCGGCCAUCAUGACCGGCCAUGACAUCGCAAUCAAUGCUGUUGCUGGCCUGGACACUGGAGACGUUGCAAGCGGAAGUGGCGAUCAGACCAUUGGUAUUUGGCGAGAUGGCCGGAAGCUUCGCAGCAUACCGGCGAAACAGGUGGUGCGUGCACUUUGUGCAUGCGGUGGCACGCUGCUGGCUGCCGCUGGAAAUGAUGGUGUCGUGCGCCUCUGGGAUGCAGCAACAGGCCAGGCUGUGGCUGAGCGGCAGGUUGCCGAGUCCUAUGUGCUUUCCUUGUCGCGACGAGAGAGCGGCGAGCUCGCUGCUGGGACCUCCGACGGCCAAGUCUUUAUCCUCGCACACGAAGGCAGAUCCCUGUGCCAGAAGGAGAGCUUCCAAGUUUGUGGCGAGGUCUAUGGCCUCAGCUUCCUGUCCAACGGUGACUUGGCAGUGGCCUGCGGCGACUGCAGUUGCACCAUCUGGACUCGGAGCCCAUCGCGCGCAGCGCCACAGGCGGACAGGGAGGACUUCGGUGCCCGUGCGGCGGCUCUCACUGCAACGCGAGCACCAGCGAUGCCGACGCCAGGCCCGGGUGGCGGCUGCAGUGGUAGUUUUGAUUUCACCUUCCCGGUGGACUUCGGCUCGCAGAAGUUCUCUCUAUCUUGGAAUCGGGGCGAAGAACCGAAAGCCGUUGCAGAGCGAUUCAUCAGGGAGAACCAGUUGGAUCCGCGUCACACAGGCGACGUCGUGGCGUUUGUGAUGCAGGCCAUGCAGCAGGGCGGCCAGAACGGCCCGAGCGCUCCAAAGGACUUCAACUUCCCUGUUGAGGUCGCAGACGGACGCCGCUUGACCAUUUCUUGGAACCGGGGUGAUAAUCCUCAGCAAGUUGCUUUGGACUUCGCAAAGCAGCAUGGCGGCAUCGGUGCUGCAGAACUUCCGGACAUAGCAAAUUUCGUCCAACAAGCGUCUGGACCUGCAACGAGCUUCCAGCAAGCUCCGGCUGCUGCUCCAGCUGUAACGCCAGCGAUGCAGCAGCAGCUUGUGGAUCAGAUAACGUCCAUGGGGUUCACAAAUGCGAUGGCGCGGAGUGCCCUGGAGGCAGCCCACUGGGACAUCGAGUCCGCGAUUUCUCGCCUGCUGGGUUAG